Molecule: messenger RNA, 1424 nt
Organism: Ananas comosus (pineapple)
Lineage: Eukaryota; Viridiplantae; Streptophyta; Magnoliopsida; Poales; Bromeliaceae
Product: ribosome-recycling factor
Exons: 8
Coding region: 27-986 (319 amino acids)
Biological process (GO): translation
Cellular component (GO): mitochondrion
Molecular function (GO): ribosomal large subunit binding
Source: RefSeq, a predicted model, not a curated record
GAAAAAGAAAAGCAAAAAAACCCAACAUGUAUCGGGUUCGGAUCGUGCUACUUGGAUCCGACCCGUUUCCGUUCCGAACGACGUUCUCUUCGCUCCCGCUUCUCUCACUCUCCGACUCAUCUCCUCCUCCUUCCCCCACCCUCUAUACAUCCGAAACCCUAACCCUAGCCAUGGCGAUUUGUCUUAAGCGAGCUCUCACAUCGAGGGCCCUCCUCUUCCUCCGCGGAGCUCGCCAUUUGAGCGGCCUCUCGCCCCUCUCCGCUCCAGCUCCCCACGGAUCGCGAAGAAGAGAUGAUCGUCCUAGUUUCGACCUCCAACUUAGCUUGUUCGAUCGAUCGGUCUCCGAUUUCUACUUCUUGAAUCGGAGGGGUUUCGCGAAAGGAAGGAAAUCGAAGAAUGAGGAUGAAGGUGAUACAGUUCAAGUUGUUCCUGAUAUCGGACCAACUGUCAAAUCAACUGCUCUUUCGCAAAUGGAGGCUGCUAUUGUUGCUUUAUCACGGGAAUUGAGUAAGCUCCGUACAGGAAGGGCGUCCGCAGGUAUGCUUGAUCAUAUUAUGGUGGAGACAGGAGGUGCAAAAAUUUCCUUGAAUCGUGUAGCUGUUGUUUCUGUCAUAGAUCCACAGACCCUAUCAGUUACUCCAUAUGAUCCUAACUCUCUGAAGGCAGUGGAACAUGCGAUCAUUUCAUCUCCAUUGGGAAUAAAUCCAACACCAGAUGGCCAAAGGAUAAUUGCACCUGUUCCGCCAUUGACGAAGGAGAAUAUGCAGGCACUCUGUAAGGUGGUUACUAAAUGUGCUGAAGAUGUUAAACAGAGUAUAAGAAGAGCACGGCAAAAGGCUCUGGACUCGACAAAGAAAGCUUCUUCCAAUAUGUCCAAAGACGACAUAAAACGGCUUGAAAAGGAGGUCGACGAGAUGACGAAGCGGUUUGUAAAGUCCGCAGAUGAUAUGUGCAAGGCUAAGGAGAAGGAAAUCACUGGAAACUGAUACUACAAAUUUCUGCCCUCCUUUUAUUCAAGGUAAUUGAAUGGAAUAUGGAAUAUUUACGCACCAAUUGUUACCACCCAAGUAUAGUUAGAGUUAACAGAUUUGCUUUCUAGAGGGUUAUAGAGGUCAUUGCAAACAGGAUUAAGUCGAAAACAUUUUAAGAGUUUCUUUGUUCGAGAACUGCAGUUUUGUGUUUUAUCUCGAGUCUUUCUUUCGUCGAGAACGGAAGGAGAAAUGAGAAACUGAGAGGUUUGUGCAAUGUUUGUAUUGAAUUUAUCGCGUAUAAGGGUAACAAGUUGCAUAAUUAAUAAGUAGGCAUUUCACUUGUAUCAUUUGAUGGCACCGGGCAAAGGCACCGUGCUUGGACGAUCAAAUACUCGUGUCAUCGCAUUUUAUCACGACUGCAGUUUUUCAUUUAAGAUACUCUUGGUAAUUUGA